GAGGCUCCUAGUCACUGAGAUAAUACGCCCGCGGCUUUUGGCGGUGGGCGUGGCUACGGAUGAAGCGGGCGUGGCUUAUGGGUUUCGACAAACGCCCCGCCUUGGCAGCUGCGUCAUGUCUCAUUUUUGUGGAGGGCGGGGCCGACGGCGAGUCGCUGUCACCUAGGCAACCGCCCCUCCCGCGAUAAAGCUGCAGUCUAGCCUUUAGCCCUUUUGCUAAGUCUCAGAACUUUCUAGGAGGAGCACAAUACUUGACAGUGGCAGAUGUUCAGGGAGCCUGGUGGUGCAGUGGUUAAAGCGCUCGCCUGCGGACUAAAAGGUCGGCUGUUCACCUACCAGCCACUCCUCGGGGGAAAGAUAAAACGGCAUUCUGCUUAGGGCACUGUCAAGAUGGAAUUCCCAGCCUAGUGACCCCAAGGGCCAGACCGUGACAACAUAAAGCAUGGUCACCUUCUGUCCAGAAUGUGGCAAAAGUAUCGAAUCCACAUUCAAAUUCUGCCCCUACUGUGGAAAAUGUUUGCCUACAGAGGAGCACGGGGGGUCUCCAGCCUUUGUCAAACCACUGACAUCAUCCUUCCGAGGCUCCAGGAGAGAUCUGAACUCCAGUUCUGAAAUCUCUUGCAAGAAGGUGAAAUGGUCCAGCUCUGUCAUCUCUCCCCCAUCAUCUCUCUUCUCAGACAGUGACAAUUCUGAGUCUGAAGAGUUCUUGAGUCCAUCUGAGAGGCCCAAAGGCUCCACGUCCCUUUCUGCCUCACUUUCUGGACUGGGAGUCUCUCGUCGGCAGGGACCAGUCCAUCCUCCUGCAGGGAGCCGGAACAAACCCCCGACCCCCAAAGGCAGCCCACAGACUGCCCGGCGAAGCCCCCAGACCCUGAAGCGGAGCCAGGUGACCAUCUCACUCGAGGCCCUGCCCAUGGGGACAGUGCUGAUAGACAAGAGUGGGCAGCACUGGAAGCUGGGAUCUCUCCAGACCAGGGAUGACCAGGGCAUUCUCUAUGAAGCUGAGCCUGACUCCGCCCCUGCCUCGGCCUUCACCUGCGAGUCGAGUCCCCAGAAACAAAGAUUCUCACUCAAACUAGAUGCCAAGGAUGGGCGUUUGUUCAAUGAGCAGAACUUUUUCCAACGAGCUGCCAAGCCUCUGCAAGUGAACAAGUGGAAGAAGCUGUACUCCACCCCUCUUCUGGCCAUCCCUACCUGUGUUGGCUUUGGUGUCCACCAGGACAAGUAUAGGUUCAUGGUGUUCCCCAGGCUGGGUAGGAGCCUCCAGUCGGUCCUGGAUGACCACCCGAAGCACAUCAUACCAGAGAGGUCCGUGUUCCAGGUGGCCUGCCGGCUGCUGGAUGCCCUGGAGUACCUCCAUGAAAAUGAAUACGUUCAUGGAAACGUGACGGCUGAGAAUAUCUUUGUGAAUCCAGACGACCUGACCCAAGUGACCCUGGUGGGCUACGGCUUCGCCUUCCGCUACUCUCCAGGUGGCAAGCACGUGGCCUAUGUUGAAGGCAGCAAGAGCCUACAUGAGGGGGACCUUGAGUUCAUUAGCGUGGACCUACACAAGGGAUGCGGGCCCUCCCGCCGCAGCGACCUCCAGACCCUGGGCUACUGCAUGCUCAAGUGGCUCUACGGGUGCCUGCCAUGGACAAACUGCCUCCCCAACACCAAUAGCAUCAUGCAGCUGAAGGAGAAGUUCCUGGACAACCCAGAGUCCCUUGUGGAGAAGUGUAGCAGGUGGAACACACCUUCAGGGACCCUGCAGGAGUACCUGAAGGUGGUGAUGUCCCUCAAAUAUGAUGAGAAGCCGCCCUACUCUGUGCUGAGGAACAAUCUGGAAGCCCUGCUGCAGGACCUGCGGGUAUCGGCCUACGACCCUGUGGACCUGCACAUGGUGCCAUAGGUGGUAUCCAGAACUUUCCAGAACCUGCAGUUUGACAUAGAUAAAAGAAGAAAUGUGAUUCACGGCCUGUCGUUUAAUCACAGAUGAGCUUCUAGAGAGAACCCUUCAAUGUGCAGUCCUGCUCCUUCCUUAAGCGGUGCUCUACAGUCUGGAUUAGCAUCAGGGAGCCCACAGAUAUGCCCCAGAUAAUGUGAAUCUCCUCCUUUUGACUGUCCUGUCCUUUCAGCCCUCGUCUCCAGCCAGCUGCUGGGGUAUUGAUGGAGGAGACUUCUGGCCCACAGGCGAGGGUAGGGCUGGCCCCCUCAGCGGGGGGACCCUGCCUACCAUUUCCAUCACUGUCUUGAUAAUAAAUUGUUUGAUUUGAUCUGGAGGAGUCUACCAUCUGCCAAAUAAGUUCCUCUGGGAAAAUUUAUUUCCAUUCAUCUACCCAGCCUUUCUUCAUUCAUCUGUCUACCCAUUCAUUCCCUUCAACCUUUCAUACAACUAUUUACUUUUAAAUUCAUCUGUCUAAACUUCAAUGCAGACACCCCUGCAUCCCUUCUUCCACUUAACCAUCCAUCUGUUCAUCGAUCCAUCUAGCCAUCCAUUUUCCCACACAUCCAUCUAUCCAUCCACCCUUUCAUACAGCCAUUCACUAUUUCAUUCAUCUAUCCAAACUUUUGUGCGACAUCCCUCCAUCCAUUCUUCCACUUAUUCAUCGAUUUUCCCAUAUAUCCAUCCAUUCCAUCCACUCUUUUCCUCCAUUCAUCUGUCUACCCAUUCAUCAUUUAAUCCACCUAGUCACUCUUUCAUGCAUCUAUCCAAACUUUCAUCUAGACAUUUGUCCAUUCAUUCUUCCACUUAUCCAUCCAUCUGCACUCCCACUCUCCCUUUUGUCCAUCUGUCCAUCCCUCUAUUCAUUCAUACUUUCAUGCAUCUAUUCAUUACCCAUGCAUUCUUCCAUCCAUUUGCCUUUCCUCUCUUGUACAUCAUCUUCCUUUUAUUCAACAAAAUUCAGCAUGUAUUUACUGAGUGUGUGUUGUAUGAUAUACAUUGUGUUACAUGGGGGAUUCUGAAUGAACAAGAUAUACCAAAAUGACUUAGGUUUCUCUAGAGAAAGAACCAGUUAGACAUAGAUACACAGAUACAUAGAGAGAGAUUGAUUUACUUCAGGAGAUUGACUCAUGUUUUUGUAGGGGACUAGCAAGUUCAAAAUCCAUUGGUCAGGCAGUAGUCUGGAGACUCCUGCAGGCUUACAUCCCAAAAUUUGUACAUCAGGUGACUGGAAGAGUGUUCUGGCAAAAUGUCUAUUUAUA
Messenger RNA from Trichechus manatus latirostris (Florida manatee), 3186 nucleotides. It is a transcript of the gene VRK3, whose product is annotated as VRK serine/threonine kinase 3. NCBI's taxonomy places the organism in Eukaryota, Metazoa, Chordata, Mammalia, Sirenia, Trichechidae. The record is from RefSeq and is a predicted model, not a curated record. Gene Ontology annotation, biological process: peptidyl-serine phosphorylation; signal transduction. Gene Ontology annotation, cellular component: cytoplasm; nucleus. The coding region runs from base 443 to 1891 and encodes 482 amino acids. The transcript is spliced from 16 exons. Gene Ontology annotation, molecular function: protein serine/threonine kinase activity; ATP binding.